This is a messenger RNA of Sclerotinia trifoliorum, 1136 nucleotides long. Lineage: Eukaryota; Fungi; Ascomycota; Leotiomycetes; Helotiales; Sclerotiniaceae. The record is from the annotation of a GenBank genome assembly.
AUGGGAACCCAUGCUGCUGAGUUGGAUUUUGACGAUAACUCUCGUGGCAUCCUAUGGCUUCUGAUAGGCCAAUUCAUCAUUGCAGUUGCCAUUGGAAUAAGGAAGUGUGCUGUAGCGAUUUUCUUAAUUCGAAUUGUAACCAAAACUUUGUAAGUUUUAUCGUGUAUAUGAUAUCAAAAGGUAAAAACUAACUGAAGAUUCACAGGCAUAAGAUUUUGCUGUACUUUUGGAUUUUGUCCAUUCUGUUUCUGAGUUUCUUGCUGGCAAUUGCUGUAUUUGUGCAAUGCACUCCACUUGAGUCUUUCUGGGACUCUCGUAUUGAGGGUACAUGCACGCUGAGUUUGAUAGUCAUAGCAAAGGUUAUGUGCUGUUGGUUCCCUGCCCAAGUUUGAUCGCAGCAAUAGUAAUGCUAACUAAUAUCUCUAGCUUGGUCCGCAGCUAUGGACUUUUUUCUAGCGGUAUUUCCUCGGGCAGUUAUUUGGGGCAUCAACAUGAAACGGAAAGAAAAUAUCACAAUCUGCGUGUCUUUGAGUCUAGGAAUCAUGUAAGUUCUAAUUGAUGUUCUUUAAUAAUACUAUAUUGACAUAUAAUCUAGUGCUGGUAUAUGUGGUGUUGUCCGUACCACGACGUUAGACUCUCUGGGGGAGACUGACGACUAUUUAUGUGAGUAUCUACUUCCCCAUUCUCGACUCACCAUUAUAUCUGUUUGAUUUUAAUACAUUAUCUCUCCAGAUGCUGUCAGUGACUCUGUCAUGUGGACCAUGUCGCAGCGUUGCGCCACUAUCAUCUGCGUCAUCAUUUCCACUCUUCGACCCCUCUAUAACCGAUUAACAGGACGUAGCUCUGCCGAUGGGCCCUAUCAAAACUAUGGCUGCGACAAUCGUAAGUCUUUCGGUGGCAAUGGAGCUGGUGGCGAGUACAACAUGAAAUCGGUGAAGCGAGGAAAGAAGGAUCCAACUCUUUACGAUAUGGAAAUUACACGAGGGGGACCGGAUACCAAUUCUGAUAGCGACACUCACAUUCUCUCACAGUGGCUGCAUGAUCAAAAAAUGCAAGCAUUAGCCGCCUACGCGAGGUUUCGGUUACUUAUGAAGAUGAGCAAAGCGCGGUUAGUAGUAAACAACACGUCUAGAUGA